AUGAGUUAUAACAAGUCUUUUGAGACAGAUUUUGAAGUUAUAUCAGAUAAAUUAUUAAAUUCUUCUGAUAUUAUGAACCAAUGGGAUGAGUCAACAUUACUGGGACUGAAAAUUGCCCUUGCAGUUAUUUUAUCAUUAAUCACUUUAGCUACACUUCUUUCCAAUGGUUUUGUUAUCAUCACUAUAUUGCUGAGCCGCAAGCUCCAUACACCAGCAAAUUAUCUUAUUGGAUCCUUAGCUUUUACUGAUUUAUUGGUAUCCAUAUUGGUAAUGCCAAUUAGCAUUGCAUAUACUGUUAUUCAAGCAUGGACAUUUGGCCAAAUUAUGUGUGACGUUUGGCUGUUAUCAGACAUCACCUGCUGUACAGCAUCUAUUCUCCAUCUGUGUGUCAUUGCAUUGGACAGAUAUUGGGCUAUCACAGAUGCAUUGGAAUAUACUAAACACAGGACAGCUGGAAGGGCAUCUGUAAUGAUUGCUGUAGUAUGGGUAAUAUCUAUAUGUAUCUCCAUCCCACCACUCUUCUGGAGACAAGCAAAAGCCCACGAAGAACUUACAGACUGUAAUGUAAACACAGAUCAGAUUUCUUACACUAUAUAUUCAACUUUUGGGGCAUUCUAUAUACCAACCAUAUUACUGAUGAUAUUGUAUGGGAGGAUUUAUGUUGCUGCUCGAUCACGAAUUCUCAGACCACCCUCCAUUUAUGGAAAGAGGUUUACUACAGCACAACUAAUACCUGGGUCAACUGGAUCUUGUUUUUGUUCAGCAAGUACAAACACCCACGUCGGGCAAUGCCAAACAGUUGGAACUCCAAUCUGUAUUAACCACAUCAAGGUAAAACUUGCAGACAGUGUUCUGGAGCGAAAAAGAGUGUCUGCUGCCAGGGAAAGAAAAGCAACUAAAACUCUUGGAAUAAUUCUAGGUGCAUUUAUAGUUUGCUGGUUACCUUUCUUUGUGGUAUCUUUAGUUCUACCCAUCUGUAGGGAUGCCUGCUGGUUUCACCCUAUACUAUUUGAUUUCUUCACCUGGCUGGGAUAUUUAAACUCACUUAUCAACCCUGUGAUAUAUACAGCUUUCAAUGAGGAUUUCAAACAAGCUUUUCAGAAGCUAAUAAGAUUAAAGAAAAUUUACUAAUUUUGCCGACUAGUGGCUAUAUGGACUAAAAACAUUUCUUAUCUAGGAAAGAUAUUGAAGCUGACUUACCAAACAUAUCUGAAACUAUUGCAAAUGUAAAGUGGUAAAUAAAAACAAUGACAACCUAAA
This is a messenger RNA of Bombina bombina (fire-bellied toad), 1260 nucleotides long. It is a transcript of the gene HTR1D, whose product is annotated as 5-hydroxytryptamine receptor 1D. Gene Ontology annotation, biological process: smooth muscle contraction; chemical synaptic transmission; regulation of locomotion. Bases 1 to 1131 code for a protein of 376 amino acids. Lineage: Eukaryota; Metazoa; Chordata; Amphibia; Anura; Bombinatoridae. The transcript has a single exon. The record is from RefSeq and is a predicted model, not a curated record. Gene Ontology annotation, molecular function: G protein-coupled serotonin receptor activity. Gene Ontology annotation, cellular component: plasma membrane.